Molecule: messenger RNA, 555 nt
Organism: Aureobasidium musti
Lineage: Eukaryota; Fungi; Ascomycota; Dothideomycetes; Dothideales; Saccotheciaceae
Source: the annotation of a GenBank genome assembly
AUGCCUUCUUCCUUUCCUUGCGCUAUUUGCGGUGCAGCCUUGACUGGCAACACCUUUGAAUACCAAACCCACAUGACGAAAUCCCACUGGUCUGGUGCUAACAACUCAUUCCCUCUGCCCUCUAUCUUCACCAGCAGCUCGAUGCCCAGUCCUACUUUACACCCCUGCUUCUUCUGCGACACUGCUUUCUACAACAUCCAUCACAUUGCUAGUCACAUGAUUACCUCCCACGGCUCUGAUUUACACUCUAUCUUAUGCCCAAAGGCUGGAGAUGACUCUAUUCGUGAGUCUGUCUCUGCGUUUCUAAAUGACUUUGCUGCUUCUGGGGCUGCGUUUGUUGGUCUUUGCGAUUGUUUUCCUGGUCAUGCUUGUCACACUGAUGAGUCUGUUGUGGCUUAUGAUUCUGGCAUUGGAUCUCCUGUCUCUGGUACGUCUACUCCUUCUCCUUCUCCUUCAAACAUUACCCCUAGAGUUGCUGAGUUUUUUGCUGCUGUAGGCAUUAAUCCUGCUUCGUUUGGCGAGCGUGUUUAUCUCUACCCUUUUGAGGCCAUCUAA